Frankliniella occidentalis (western flower thrips) is the source of this 6461-nucleotide messenger RNA. Its product is annotated as serine/arginine repetitive matrix protein 1-like. Lineage: Eukaryota; Metazoa; Arthropoda; Insecta; Thysanoptera; Thripidae. The transcript is spliced from 4 exons. The record is from RefSeq and is a predicted model, not a curated record. Bases 3422 to 4909 code for a protein of 495 amino acids.
UGGCGUUGUGUCACAUUCAUGGUUCUAUAUUAGUUUUGCCCCCCUUGAUUAAUUGGGUUUGACUUGCUCAUUUUUCUUAAUUCACUCUGAUGUCUGACAAUACAGGGUAAUUGUGCCUCAAAAUUUCUGAGUAUUCCUGGGUAUGCAGGUAGCACAUUUCUGUAAUCAUGGCUGUGUGACUUAGUGGCACCAUUUGCAAUAGCAAGUUCUAUGUACUUUAAUAAUUGCCAUAAGUCAAUGAUAAAUACUUAUUGUACUCAAACUAGUCAGGGCUAGUAAUUCUAAAAUUUGCCAUGAUCAUGACUCAAAGUCCAAAAGUAAUAGAAGCAUUGGUAUUUCUAGCUUGUACUGGAUAUGCAUCCUACUCCAUGUGUGUAACUUCUUGAUCACCUUGUUUCAGCAUCUUUUUAGAAUUGCUUGCAGUGAACAUAUGUCAGUGCAUACUUGUGUAAUAGCUUUAUGUAAUUACCCUAAUCUUUCCUAUAGGAUUUAAUUUUGUGUCCUUUUAUGAGUCUUACCUUGGUCACUCUACCAUUAAUGACCUAUUUGUGUUGGAUGCAAUCCAGUUCUUUUAAAUUUCCUUUUUUCUGUGCUUGCUUCAUUUUCAUGUUCAAUCCUCAUUCCUUUUGGUGUGACAACAUUUUCAGACGUUAGUUUCAAAGUAUUUGGUAUACUGUGAAUUGGUCUUGAACCAAACAAAAGUCAGAAUACGUUGUCUCCCUAACAGAACAGGUGCUAUCGCAAGUGAAUGGCUUGCCUUAUUUGUUAAUUGUGCUUGUAAACUACCCUUGUGUGUUAGAAUAUCUGACAAUCUUACUUUUAAUGGUAAUCAUAUUGGAUUGUAUUUUCUAUGGUCUUAUGACCUUUGUUUCUUUUCAAUCUUUUAAUGUGUUUUGGUCUUGUCUAUGACCUUUGUUUUUGAGUUCUCUCACUCUUUUACUAUGUUAAACUUUUUACUCAAGCUAGUUUGGUCCAUUAAUUCUAAAAUUUGCUAUGAUAUUUAAUGUUCAAGUAAUAAAAGCAUUGGUAUUUCAUGAUUUUACUCUUUAUGCUGGUGACCUUUUGAAAACAAAUCUAAACACUCUCCGAAUGUCUGAACGGUGGUGCAAUGAAUGCUAUGGCCAACUUGUGAAAGAAAGAUUUUAUGUAUUAAGUAUUUGAUACAUGUAAGUCCUUCACCAUAAUGCCGCAUCUAUCUGAACUGCUUGCACUCGUUGCUGUAAGGUGAAGAAACUGUUUGUCCAUUAUUCAUCCUUGCAUCUGCUAUGGAAUACCAUUACUCAGCUACCAUGAAAUUGUAAUCACAAAUACUUAGAGAAGUUUUUCAUUCAUCGUAAUAGAGACCAGAUGUACUGUUGUGUGUGGAGGCAUGUCUUGCUGUUAGGUAUUGUUAAAUAAACAAUUUCAUAUUUGAUAUUUCAGUUCAGUUUUAUUCAAAAAAGCAAAUUCAGGGACAAUUUUAUAGUCAAGGAUAGCUAUGUCACAGCUCAAGAUUCACAGGAUUUGGUGAGAAACAAGACAAUAAUAUAUAUAGCAAUAUCACAGCGCAGGGGUCUACAGGAUAUAUUAAAACCUCAAGUAGAAUCUUAUUAUUGCCAUUAGCUUCAAACUCUGCUGUAGAGUAAUAGUCUGUACCGAAGAGGAGCAUUUUAAGCUCUUCAAAGUAUGUAUGUUGAUUGAAAUACCUCUUUGUCUUGACUCUGACGGUAGAAUAUUAUUUUUACAAGACCAAGUAGGAGUUUUAUCUCUGUAUAUUUUGUCCCUCCUGGUAUUAUGGCUAUAUGCUUUACUUACAGUGAGAUCAGCACAUUUGCAUUUUGCUAGAAAUGCUGCAUUAUAGAGGCUGGCUUACACAGACAUAACCACCAUUUGUAGGGACAUUUACUGAAAAUAUUUCACUUGAGAAAUUUGAAAUCGCAAUUGAAAUCAGGUACCUAGAGCAGAUCUAAGAUUUGCUGCCAAAAAUCUUAAAAACUUUGCGUGCAAGAUUUUUUUCAAUAUCAGAGGAGGUAGGCAGGCAUAUGAUGGCUUAAAUUAUUGGUCUUUUUCAAACCUUUAAAAUGACACAGGAUUUUCAGGGUCUAGGCAAAACUGUAGAAGUAAACUUUUUUAUAAGAUUUUACAUAUUUUUAUACAAAUUUUUUGUCAUUUCUGAAUUAUUUUCUUCGAAACCAGAUUGAAUAUGAACAAAAUCCUUUAAAAACUCCUCUGCACGCAACAGAUGGGACUUGGAUGUUGUGAAGGAUUGUCACUGCAAGUUUUUUGUUUCCUUGGAGAGAGAUAAUGGCGCAGAUUUUUUUAUAAUUUCCAUUGCCCCAGAGAACAAUACCAAAAGCUAAGAAUGACACGAUGAGGGCAUUAGAAAAUCUUAUUUAUACACUCUUUGUCAUGUAGGUCCUGAGAAAGUAUUAUCUAUUGAUGAUGUACUGCCUGCUGCGUAGAGAAAAGUAAGAAAACCUGCUGGAGGUAUUGAAUCAAUCUCAAAUGCAGUUACUCAGUGAAUUCGCUAAAAGUGAUUUUCCAGUUAGUCCCUCUUCUUUCACAGAGCAGUUGCAAUUGAAAGCUGGCAAGUGUCGAACAAUUUCUUUUAACUGUCAAGCUUCAAUGAUAUAGAGAUAUUUGUGUCACAAAAUUGAAAACAAAAAUAGAACUUGUGUUAUGUCAGAGCCCUCCUGUGUUGAUGCUGAUGAUUGAGCCUGGUUAAUGUGACCCAAGGGGCUUAAAAACAUACAACUCUGAAGACAACACAGUCGCUGCCGAUUUAUAAAGCAGAAAGCUUUACGACGUUGCUUGUGUCUAUCACAACAUUCAACUGUUGUAUUGUUUGUUUUGCUGCAGUCGAUGGCUUUAGGCUGCGUGUCUAUCUGGCCAGCAAUUGCUCAUUACGUUCCGUCUACUCGUUCCAAAAUUAUUUAAAGUUUUCCUUUUUGACAAGGGUCUGACCUUCUUUCCUUUACGGUUGCGUUUUUUUUUACUGAUAUUAGACACAAGAGUGCAUAAGGGAUCCCUCUGCCCCCCCCCCCCCCUCUCCCUCCCCUUCCCAGUGAUACCUCAAGCGAGUCAGACAGCCGCGACAACCGCAACAAAAUUCACAAGAGAGUUUAUUUUCUACCAUUAGUCAUCACAGAAGAUUUUUGGUGGAUUUCGUACAGUCCUGAGGGUUUCUUAACUCUUUGAGAAACAAAAAAUAAAAUAAAACAAUCCCGGUUGGCGUGAAACUGCUUAGCUUGGCAGCACUGCUUCACUCCCCCUCCUCCUCCCUCCUCAUCCUCCGCUUUCCGGUUCCUUCUCAUUCAUUUUCACAGGGGAGGCCGAGCGCAACGCACGCCAUCCAUCUUGCCAUUCAUCGACCGUUUGGCAUAUCCGAUUGAAUCUGCCGGCAGAUCCGUGUGAUUUCAUCACCCACAUUCUUCCAUUGAAAAUGGACGACGACGAGGUGCGCAGGAUGAGGGAUGCUCGAUUAAAGCGGAUGUCUGCACUCGGUGGAGCACCGACCGAGUCCACUGCUCUCGUUCAUACUGACAAGAAGGACGCGGCAACCUUUACGGAUUACGACUCCAAGGACGCGGCCACUCAAACGAGUCCUCACCAGACGAGGGACGCAGCCACUCAAACAAGUGACAGUAGUCAGUUGCAGCUUGUCCCAGUCUCUGCGAUGAAUGGUGCGAGUCAACCAGUGACACCAGCAUCGUUUGGACCUGAACAUUUGGCCUUUUUUAUGAAGGUUUAUACUGUCUUCAAAGAGCAAGAUGCAAUUGAGGGGCCAAUUUCAUCAAAUGCCCCCUAUGGCCUUUCCUCCAUGGACCAGUCCACAUCUGCUGACCCAACAUUGUCUGCUCCAUCACGAGUCCAGGAUGUUGACUCCAGUGAAGCAGCUUCCUCACCUCGUCGCUCCCUUUCAGUUGGUGGUGCUGUUCCUCGUCGGAAGAGAUCUCCACUUCCAGUUAAUCACACUGUGUCUCCUGAGCGGGAUUGGUCAUUCAAUGAUGUAUCUCCAAGAAAUUCAAGACAUGAGUCAAGGUUCAGAGAUCGCCGUCAUUCCCCAUUGCCACUUGGUGACACUGCUUCUCCAGAGAGGGACUGGUCUCACCUUGACAGUUCCACUCCUCCAAGGCAUGAAAAAAGGAUCUUCAAUGGUUUCCGUGGUUGGCCAUCAAACUCAGUCAGAAGUUCUCGUCCUACUUCGAUUCCUGCUGGCAGAGAUUCUCCAGAGAGGGACUGGUCGUUCCUUGACAACCCUUCACCUCCACGCUCUCUUGCUAGGAGGCAAGAGGAGUCUAAUUCUUUAAGAAGGCACCAUUCACCAGAACCAACUGAUACUUACCCUAGUGGCUCUAAGUACCGAAGAUCAUCUAGUCACACCAAUUCUUCUCGACAGAAGUCUUCACCUCAGAGAAACUGGCGUGAGUCAGCCAUCUUGCCUUUGGAUAGCCGCAAGUCUUCUCCUGUCCGAGGCAGGAGUCCAGAUCAUGCUGAGCGAAGAAGCCGUCGUCAGUCACCCUCCACUUCCAACUUUAGAGAUCGUCGAGAAAAUGCUGCCAAGCCUUCUCACAGCUGUCGUGCUCCACCUCCCUCUCCAGAGAGGGACUGGUCGUUUCUUGACAACCCAACUUCCAACUUGUCUUCGACCUUGGAGGCUCCUGUCAAGUUGAAGACUCCAGGACAGCAGGAGGGAGCUGCUAAGGGUGACAACUCAAAGAAGAAGAAAGGGUCAGGAAGAGAACCUGCUCAGUGUUAUAUCUGUCUAGAAAAAGGAAGAAAAGAGCUGUAUUCUACUACUUGUGGCCACACAUUUCACAAGACAUGCAUUGAAAGUUGGGCUAAAAGAGAGGAACAGCAUAAUAAGCCAAAGGAUGUGUGUCCGGUCUGCAAGACACGAUAUAACAAAAUUUUUAAGGCCAAAUUUUAACUUGCUCUUUCUUUUAUAAAGGUAUGAGACUUCAAUUUUUUUUAUUUUUUUUUUUGGUAAAUUCAAGUUCAAUUCUUAUUCCUCUUGGCGUGACAUCAUUUUCGGCUGUUUGGUUCAAAGAACUGGGUAUACCGUGAAUGAGCCGGGCACAGUACUUUGACCUAAACUUAAGUUAGAUUUUGAUGUCCCUCCAUUAGCGUAUAGUCUUUGCAACUUAAGGGUCUUGCCUUAAUUGUAAUUGUGUUUGUAGGCCACCCUGUACACAAAUAAUGUUACAUUCAUUUGAUAAUUUUUCAUAUGAUCCUGAUCAUUUGGGAUUGUUUAUUUUCUUUGGUCUUGCUUAUGACCUUUGUUUCUGUGUUUUUUUAUUCUUGGUUUUAUUUGCUGUUGCCUCUUUAUUUUCAAUCUUGGGGUUUGACUUGCUCAAUGUGUUUUCUGUCACGUUGUUACAUCUGACAUUUCUUAUUCCUUUUCGUGUUAAAACGUUUUUAGACUUAUACGCACAUAUUGGUGCAUAUUCUUAAAUAUUUUUAUGUAAUCAUCCUAUCGUUCCCUUAGGAUCUUAUCUUUGCCUUUUUAUGGGUUUUGCCUCUGUCAUUCUACCAUUUAUGACAAAUUGUGUGGGUUACAUUCCAGCUUUUAAAUUUAUUUCUUGGUGAGCUUUGCUUUAUCUUGAAGUUCAGUUCUUAUCCUUUUGGUGUGACAUCAUUUUCGGCUGUUUGGUUCAAAGAGUUGGGUAUACCGUGAAUGAGCCGGGCGCAGUGCUUUGAACUAAACUAAAGUUUGAUUUUGCUGUCCCUCCAUUAGCGUAUAGUUCUUGCAACUGAAGGGUCUUGCCAUAUUUCUUAAUUGAAUUUGUUGACCACCCUGUAAACCAAUGGUGUUUCAUUCUUUGAUAAUUUUUCAAAUGAUCUUUAUCAUUAGGGAUUUGUUUAUUUUCUUUGGUCUUGCUCAUGACCUUUGUCUUGCCUUAUUUCUUGUACCUUUUGGUGUGACAUCAUUUUCGGCUGUUUGGUUCAAAGAGUUGGGUAUACCGUGAAUGAGCCGGGCGCAGUGCUUUGAUCUAAACUUAAGUUUGAUUUUGCUGUCCCUCCAUUAGCGUAUAGUUCUUGCAACUGAAGGGUCUUGCCAUAUUUCUUAAUUGUAUUUGUAGACCACCCUGUACACCAAAUGGUGUUUCCUUCUUUGAUAAUUUUUUAAAUGAUCUUUGAUCAUUUAGGAUUUGUUUAUUUUCUUUGGUCUUAUGACCUUUGUCUUGCCUCAUUUGUUUUUGUGUUUGUAGACCACCCUGUACCGAAUGUUACAUUAGUUAAUAAUUGUACAUGAUCUUAUCAUGUAGUAUAUGCGGUCUACUUUCUUUGGUCGUAUGGUCUUUAUUUUAGAGUCCUCUUAAUCCUUAGUGUGUGCCUGAUUUUAGUUUUGCCUCCUGUUUUAAAAAUUGGGCUUGACUUGACGCUUAAUGUCUUUUAUUUCUUGACACUUUUCAAGAUGUUGUCUCUGUUUACUUUUUGUAUUUGUUGCAUUUUGUUUGUAAUAAAAAACAUUACUGAAA